Molecule: messenger RNA, 1274 nt
Organism: Loa loa (African eye worm)
Lineage: Eukaryota; Metazoa; Nematoda; Chromadorea; Rhabditida; Onchocercidae
Product: glutamyl-tRNA synthetase
Exons: 3
Coding region: 141-1274 (377 amino acids)
Biological process (GO): glutamyl-tRNA aminoacylation
Molecular function (GO): ATP binding; glutamate-tRNA ligase activity
Source: RefSeq, a predicted model, not a curated record
AUUUGCAGCUAAGAUUGAUGGAGUAUGCUGCGGUUGUGAUGGAAAGGUUCGAUUAGGAAAAUCUGAUGCAAAUAUUCCAAUUUUUCUAUGAUGAUUAAUUUUCUGUUUGGUUGCACGUUUUGUUGUUGAUCUGGUAGCCAAUGUUCUUUUAUUCGAAGACUGUUAAUACUGAGAUGCAUCGUUUAUGUUAUGGUUCGGGAAUUGCCGAAGAAAUUCGUUUGGUGGUACGAAUCAGCGGUGAUCAUCUGUCGUUGGAAGGAUUACGACGAGCACUAUACAAUUUCUUGUUUGCUCGAGCUAACAACGGGAAAUUUAUACUGCAGUUGGGUCUGAAUAAACACGGAAGACAGCCACGAGGUAGAAAAAUUGAAGCACUUCUGGACCGAUUUGGAUUGGAGCGCGAUGAAGGACCUGGAACAGGUGGACCAUUUGCUCCGUAUUCAGUCGCUAAACGUCUGAAAACAUAUACUGAUGUGGUGGAACGGCUGAUUGACAUCGGUUUAGCAUACCGGUGCUUCUGCUGUGGUGAUACAUGGAAAGAAGUGGAUCCAGUGAAAAAAGAACCGGCAAAACUGCUUCCCUGUUCGAAGGAAUGUUUCACGAAAACACGCAGUGAGUCCAGAAGUAUGGCGUUGGAUGGUCUGCCACAUGUUGUUCGCUUAAGAAUACCUAGUCGAGCAUAUCUGUAUCAGGAUGUAGUGCAUGGCAAAUUGUCUAAACAUCUGCCUGCUAUGGAUCAACUGCUGCUGAGGCCAGAUUUUAUGCCAACAUCUGUUUUCGCAGAUACUGUUGAUAAUCAUACCCUUUGUGCUAGUCAUUUCGUUGCCUCCUCCUCUCGUGAUUUCUUACAGCUUCCCAUCUGUGACGCUUUGCAAUGGUGCUUGCCAAUAUUUAUAAAUAUUGGAAAUCUACGACUUCGCAGUGGUUCACGAUUAUUAACGUAUAAUAAUGCUAGAAGUUAUGUUAGGACAUACAGUUCAAUUGACGAAUUAUCAAUUUUAAACUUUUUAUUAGCUGGUCGUGGCUUGCGGAAGAUCUCCACUAGAAAUGGCUGUUUGUACAGUAUUGAUGAAAUGAUUGCUCAAUUUGAUAUUAGCACUAUUACCAGUGAUGCUCUAUUGAUUAAUACAUAUAAAUUAAUGAAACCGGAACGACAGGAAGCACUUUUAGAACAACAACUUGAACUGGAUGAAGAGGUACGUCUCUUCGAUAUGUUUGAUAAGAAUUUCUUUGAAGAUAUGAAGUUCUCGAAUUCCAUACCGAAAAGUUCGUAG